AUGGACGUGGGGAAGGAUGAGCUCGUAAGGAGGACACUAGGGGCCACGGUAGGGCCGACUGGAGGGCUUCUAGAAAGGCUACUCAAGCUUGGCAUGCUGGCGGUGCAGGAGAAGGCUGGUACAUGGGAGACAUGUAACAGCAUAUCCUUCGACCUAUCAUAUAUCUCUAAGGAACCGAGGACAGCUUUGCGUAAUGUGCAUCUUUUCUAUUUUCAAUCUGCAUCACCUUUUCGUUACGGCUCUCCAUUGACUCCGGCUCGAGAAUACGUUGGCCCAACCUGGGUGCACUUUGACGACUUUGCGAAAGUGAUCUUUGAAAUCUUGCUUGCCUGUCAUAAAGGGUGUGCCACUCGUCAAACCUAUACCACGAGCGACAAUCCCUAUCUCAAUCCUUCUUGCUGGAGGCAAUGGAGCGCUUGGAAUGGCAAUAACUGCGCCUCGCUGCACUGCCACAACAGUACAGCGAGGCCUUCAGUUGUCCACCUCUCAAGCUACAAGGAAAAUUCGCCUUCGGUUGCUGCAGGUCAGCCUGACAGUGCACGUAUGCAAAAUCGACGGAAUUCUUGGCGCUCUGUGAGAUUUUUCUUCUCCUUUUCUCAUAUCUGA
This is a messenger RNA of Lindgomyces ingoldianus, 606 nucleotides long. RefSeq lists its product as uncharacterized. NCBI's taxonomy places the organism in Eukaryota, Fungi, Ascomycota, Dothideomycetes, Pleosporales, Lindgomycetaceae. The record is from RefSeq and is a predicted model, not a curated record. The coding region runs from base 1 to 606 and encodes 201 amino acids. The transcript has 5 exons.